Molecule: messenger RNA, 1656 nt
Organism: Daktulosphaira vitifoliae (grape phylloxera)
Lineage: Eukaryota; Metazoa; Arthropoda; Insecta; Hemiptera; Phylloxeridae
Product: NFX1-type zinc finger-containing protein 1-like
Exons: 4
Biological process (GO): regulatory ncRNA-mediated heterochromatin formation
Cellular component (GO): nuclear RNA-directed RNA polymerase complex
Source: RefSeq, a predicted model, not a curated record
AAACUAUUAAAAAUAAAGAAUCAAAACAAAUCACUUUAUUAAAUGAUGUGAAAAUAUUAUUUCAUGUAAAAUCAAUCUUUAGUAUGAUAUGUGAUCAAAUUGCAAACUUAACUAUUUCUGGCAAUAAAUUACUAACUACAUUAGGAGUUAAAAGUUCUUCUCCAAGCUACUUAGAUGAUGUUCAGUUAAAAUUGCUGUCUGAAUCUGAACCAGAUUUUUUACAAUCAUUUCUUAUAAAUAGUGAUAUUUUCUAUGGAACGUUGAACAAAUGUACAGAUAUUCAUGCACUCAUACUUAUGAUGAAUAUAUUUUCUAGGAUUAAGAUAUUACCAUUGAAUCAAACAACAGCUGAUGUUAUAUCUUUGAUUUGUAAUUCCAAAUAUUUUGAAAAUUUAAAUAAUGCCCUUGUUAAAUAUCACAUUAUUCAAGAUGUAGUUAGUCUAAUACAAUUACAAGAAUUUCUUAAUAAUUGCAUAGAUUUAAAUCAAUAUAUCAUCAACCCAGAAUCAAAAAAUAUCUUAAAUGAUAUUGUUUUAAUAACUUUUACUAAACUAAAUAAUAAAAAUGUAAAACUCAAUAUAGAUAGUCAAUAUGAAACAGAAAUAAUUCCCCAAGUAAAUUUGGACGAAAUAAAAAUUACUAAUAAAGUACAGUAUGGUGAAAGUAAAUGGCCUCUGUGUUACAAAACGCUUUCAAUAUAUCCUAUACCAGCAGAUUUGGUUCCUAAAAAGGUCUUCUUAAAUCCAAAUAUCAUGAAAGGUAGAUAUGAUAGUGUAGAGCAUUAUUUAGAUGUACAAUUCCGAUUACUACGUGAAGAUUUUAUUGCUCCCAUGAGAGAAGGUAUCCAAUGUUAUAAAUCAAUGAAAGAAAAAGGUAUGGAAAUUAUAAAUAUUCCAAACAUGCAUACUUAUUAUGAAUCAAAAAUUGUUAAAGACGAGAAGAUUUUUCCCAUGAGAUCAUAUAUCAUAGAUGCUAAAACUAAUCCUAGAGUCCCUGCUUACUUAAUACCUCAUUCAAAAUAUUUUAAAAUUGAUGGAAAGAUAUUUGACAUUUUAGAUGACUAUCAAUGGCCAGAUAAUCAAUCAUUAGGCCUAGACUAUGCUCAAUGUUUGGCUUUUAAAGCUGCUCUUACCAAAGAAUUUACAGUUAUUCAAGGGCCUCCUGGUACUGGAAAAACAUUUAUUGGUGUAAGAAUUGUCAAAAGUAUUAUAGAAAACAUGUACAGGACAAAUAUAUUGAAAAAUCCAAUUAUAGUCGUUUGUUACACAAAUCAUGCUUUAGAUCAAUUUCUUGAAGGAUUAUUAAGUAUUACAAACAAAAUUGUAAGAAUUGGAGGGAGCUCUAAGUCUGAUUUAUUAAAAACAAAUAGUUUAAAAAAUCAUCAAACAUCUAGCAUAGAAUUUUUAAAAAAAUCUUUUGUAAUUGGACUUACUACUACUGGAGUUGCCAUGAAACAUUCUAUUUUAUUAAAAUUGAAGUCUCCAAUUGUUAUUGUCGAAGAAGCGGCUGAAGUUUUAGAAUCACAUGUUGUUAUUUCACUGACCGAACAUUGUCAACAUGUUAUUCUAAUAGGAGAUCACAAACAAUUACGUCCUCGAACUGCAACAUUUACACUUGCAAAGCAAUUUCAUUUUGAUAUUUCAUUAUUUGAACGUU